Molecule: messenger RNA, 690 nt
Organism: Cladophialophora yegresii CBS 114405
Lineage: Eukaryota; Fungi; Ascomycota; Eurotiomycetes; Chaetothyriales; Herpotrichiellaceae
Exons: 2
Coding region: 1-690 (229 amino acids)
Source: RefSeq, a predicted model, not a curated record
AUGCGAAUCCGCUUUCCCUUUGCAAGCAAGUUCCUCUCCUUCGGCUUCCUGAUCCUCCUCCUCUUCUCCUCCAGUCUAGGCCUCCUUCCGUCCUCCUCCCUGCCCUCUACUCCGGCCGCCGCCCAACCGUACAUCCCCUCUCAGUCCGACAAAGCAUUGCACUUUAUCUGUUUCUUCCUCCUGACCGCCGUCUUUUACUUCAUAUUCGACACCGCGCGCCGGCGGGUCAUCCACUUGACGCUCAUCAUAUGCACUCUGUUGUUGGGCGUUGGGAGCGAAGUUGCACAGGGACUAUUGCCUAACGAUCGCGAGUUCGAUGCAUGGGAUGUCCUUGCUAAUGUCCUGGGGAGUCUGGCUGCGCUGGGAUUAGCGAGCGCAUAUCAUCGACGGUCAGCAGAGCGAAGGCGCCGGGCGAAGUACUCUGCUUUGACUGGCGACGGGCUGGAGGGUGAAGAUCUGGAGCUCGGCGAGGGUGCCAAUGGUACAAUGAGAGCGGGUGAUGGCGGGCAGGAGAGUGGUGUUGUACCUGCGAGGUCCAUCGAGGAGGAACUGGACAACUGGGAUGAGAAUGCUCCCGAUGACGCCUGGGAUGACGAUGACGAUACUACGGCCACGCAGAAUACGAAGGUGACGCCCUCAACCAGCUCUGUCGGCAGCGAGGAACCUCCGCACAAGGUCGCUGUCGACUGA